Molecule: messenger RNA, 830 nt
Organism: Ruditapes philippinarum (Manila clam)
Lineage: Eukaryota; Metazoa; Mollusca; Bivalvia; Venerida; Veneridae
Product: large ribosomal subunit protein eL15-like
Exons: 4
Coding region: 1-687 (228 amino acids)
Biological process (GO): cytoplasmic translation
Cellular component (GO): ribosome; cytosolic large ribosomal subunit
Molecular function (GO): RNA binding; structural constituent of ribosome
Source: RefSeq, a predicted model, not a curated record
AUGGUCAGAAAAGGUUGGAUUGUGGUCAGAUAUUGGUCAGAAAAGAUUGGAUUAUGGGAAGUCCCAAAAAAUGGGGGCCAAAAAAUUCCCGGGAAAAAAAUUUUAUUAAAAAGCCAGAGUGAUGUGCUUCGAUUCUUACUCCGUGUGAGGACAUGGCAAUAUCGUCAGUUGUCCGCAAUUCACCGUGCCCCCAGGCCAAACAGACCAGACAAGGCCAGACGAUUGGGUUACAGAGCUAAGCAAGGAUACGUCAUUUACCGUGUCCGUGUUCGCCGUGGUGGACGCAAAAGGCCUGUUCCCAAAGGUUGCACAUAUGGAAAGCCCAAGUCUCAUGGUGUGAACCAACUUAAAUUCCAGAGGUCACACAGAUCUGUAGCAGAGGAACGAGCUGGUCGUCGCUGCAGGGCCCUCCGUGUUCUGAACUCCUACUGGGUGGCUGAAGAUGCUACAUACAAAUUUUAUGAAAUCAUUAUGGUAGACCCAUUCCACAAAUGCAUCCGUAGUGAUCCAAAAAUUAACUGGAUUUGCAGACCUGUGAUGAAGCACAGAGAAGUACGUGGUCUCACAUCUGCUGGCAAGUCCUCCCGUGGUCUUGGAAAGGGUCACAAGUUCAACAACUCCAAGGGUGGCUCUGUCCAUGCCAACUGGAAGAAGCACAAUACCCUCAGUCUCCGCAGGAAGCGUUAAAAUUUUCAUUUUCUUUAAUAUUUUUUUCUCUUUUAUUUUGACCAACUGUCGGGACGUCAAUUCUUGGAAUGCCUAUUUAGUUUCAUGUCAAGUGAGAGUUGUAAUUGAAAUAAAAGUGGCUUUUCACAUGUGCAGCAUACAAA